Messenger RNA from Rhopalosiphum padi (bird cherry-oat aphid), 1197 nucleotides. RefSeq lists its product as uncharacterized. Bases 1 to 1197 code for a protein of 398 amino acids. The record is from RefSeq and is a predicted model, not a curated record. The transcript has 2 exons. Lineage: Eukaryota; Metazoa; Arthropoda; Insecta; Hemiptera; Aphididae.
AUGGACAAAUUAGAAUUACUUCCUGCUCAGUUGGACAAAUGUAGUGAAUAUAUAAAAUCAUCUAUUGAGUAUACAGAUCAUGAAAUAUUAUUAACCAAAGUGCAAAAUACUGAUAUUUUUGAUAAUUUAACGUGUUUUCCAGAAAAAAAAGACGAUACGAGUGAUACGACCAAAGAUGAAACGCGGGUUACUUGUGUAGGAAUUUUCGAGUCAUUACUCUGUGAUCUGAAUGUCUGCACUGAUCUAUUGAACAAAAUUAAAAAUGUUACAGUUCCUAAUCCUAUAGCUCUUUUAGUUGAAAGACCUUUUCAACCAAAAUUGGUAAAACUCCCCAUUGAUAUCGAUAUUUCUGAAAGUAAACAAAGACAAUUUUGUUCAAAUUGGUAUAGGGAGUACCCAUACUUAGAAUAUAGUAUAUUUAACGAUUCGGCAUAUUGUUAUAUUUGUGGUUUAUUUCCAAGUGGGCCUAAUCGAGCAUUUGCUGAUCCUGUAUGGUCAACAACUGGAAUAAGACAUUGGCAUAAAAUGAAAUCUCACGGAACAAAAAAGCCAGGAAAGCUUGAACAACAUUUUACUUCGAAUGCUCAUAAAUCUGCAUUAAGCGUCUAUAGUAAUUUUGUUUUGCAUUCUAACCACAUAGACAAUUUGUUAAAUAAAAAACACCGAGAAAACGCUAUACAUUUUUCAAAGCAAAAAGAAUAUCAUAAGGCUGUAAUAAGAAUUUUAUUUGACGUAUCGAGUACACUAGCUAGACAAGGAUUAGCUUUUAGAGGCGAUGGUGACGAAAAAAAUGGAAAUUUCUAUCAGAUUGUUUUGCUCAUCUCACGCCACAAUUCGACUAUGAAAACAUGGUUAAAUGACCCUUCUUUUCGACGAUACCACUCGACCUAUCUAAGUCAUGACUCUCAGAAAGAAUUUAUACAUUUAUUAGGUAUAGAAACAAAAAAUAACAUAAUAGAAGAAGUUAAAGAAGCUUGCAUGUAUUCAAUCAUGGCUGAUACGUCGCCUGAUUUAUCACAUAAAGAUAAAUUAAGUGUCUGCUUACGUUAUGUUAACUCGAAAGCUGAAGUUUGUGAACGUUUGAUUGCUAUUGAUGAAAUUGUCGAUAAAGCCGGAAAAGGUUUAGCAAGUAAAAUUUCUGAUGUUUUGUCCCAAAAUUCACUUGAUUUGAAUAAUAUUGCGUUCCUGUCAUCAUAA